Messenger RNA from Morone saxatilis (striped sea-bass), 2069 nucleotides. It is a transcript of the gene mcmdc2, whose product is annotated as minichromosome maintenance domain containing 2. Gene Ontology annotation, molecular function: single-stranded DNA helicase activity; ATP binding; DNA binding. Bases 33 to 2069 code for a protein of 678 amino acids. The transcript has 14 exons. Gene Ontology annotation, biological process: double-strand break repair via break-induced replication. NCBI's taxonomy places the organism in Eukaryota, Metazoa, Chordata, Actinopteri, Moronidae. The record is from RefSeq and is a predicted model, not a curated record.
GUUAGCUUCUGACCAACCGCUGUUUUCUGAAAAUGUCCGACAUUUUAUCGUUGAAAGAAUCAGUUCUGGUAUAUUUAGACAGAAGCGGUGGCCUUCAGUCACUGGAGGAAGACUGCAAGCCGUUCAACGACCCCCAACAGACUGAGGCAGUGUACAGGUUUUGUAUCAGUGUGAAUCCCUCCGAUGUGAUAGAGGUGGAUCCUGUAUUGGGGGACUGUGUUCUGCAUGAUCCCUUAAAGGCAACCGCACUGUUUCAGUCUGUUUGCUUCUUGGCCAUAAAGACACUUUCACUUGUUGAAAAAAUACACACAGAGAGUCAGGUUAAUGUAAUACUGAAGUUGACACACCUGCCUCCGUUCCCUGAGUACAUGUUGGACCUGUGUAGUUUUCCUCGUGGGUAUGGCCUGAUGAGACCGGUAUCCAUGGAGGGCCUGGUCAUCGCCAUGACGAGGGUCACGAAAUACACCCAGGGGGCCAGGUUCCUCUGCAUUAAUGACGACUGUCCCUGCUCUACAGGUUUUCACCACAUUCGUGUCCAUGCACCUGGAGCCACAGAGUCAGCUACUGUGAGAAACCACUUCAGCUGCAUGAUCUGCAGCUCCCCGCUGAAAGAAGAUGUAAAGUUUAGAGUGCUGGGAGACAAACAGCUUGUGGAGCUGAUCCAUGUGAAAGCACUGGAUGGUCUAAGUACCCAUCAACAGAGCUCACUCAGAUACCAGUCAGUCACCCUGUUUCUCAGAGAUGAGCUGUGUAACUCAAUGAGAAUCGGACGACUCUACAGGGUGUUAGGCAUUCCCGCGCAUGUGCACCAAUGGCCCAGCAUUACCUGGAGUGUAGAGGCAAACAGUGUCCGACCGUGGGAGCCAGAGUAUCCCCUUCAAGUCAGUGCCAGCUUCCAGGAGCUGUUGAAGGCCACCGCCGGUUCUCCCUGGAGGUUCUCUGCCAUUGUGGCUCAGUGCUUUGGGUCGGACGUGGCUCCUCCAGGCCUCUACAACACCUUGAAGCUGGGCUUGUUGCUGAGCUUGGUGCAGACUAGAGCAGAUGCAAAAGACAAAUUUAACAACUUGGAUCUCCUGGUUGCCGCCACUGACACUCUCAUAGUGGACAGACUAAUGACAUACAGCCUGAGCUUGGCGUGUCGUGGGGUCAGGCAUCAGGCCUCAGGGGAGAUGUUUGCAUCCAUGUCCCGGGACGAACACGGAGCAGGCACUGCUAACAUCCAUGCUGGCUCUGCCCUGCUAGCCACUGGUGGCAUUUGCAUGUUGGGAGAUCUGGGCUGUUACAAAAAGGACAGGUUGGAUGCCAUUCAGUCAGUUCUGGAGAGCUGCACGGUGUCUGUGUUCAUCCCAGGGAAGAAAUAUGGCGAGGAUGCCGACCAGCACCUUUCCUUCCCAGUCCAGUGCAGCUUCUGGGCCCUCACGGAUGCCUCUCGACGGUCUGGGAGGGCAGACUGUGCCAUACUGGGAACAGCAGAAAUGGGUCCCGUACCAGUUCAGCUGGCAGACGCCUUUGGCCUGGUCAUUCAGUGUAGGGACAUGGUGGGAGAGCAGACCCUACUGGCCCAGACCAUCCACACCCUCCAGCAGGCAGUACAGCUGCAACAACCUCUCCACUCAUCCUGCUGGGAGUUUUCUACUCAAGACUACCAGGAGCUAGUAGCUCUAGCACAGAGUCUGCAGGUGGAGCUUAGUCCUGGAGCAGAGAAAAUAAUCCACGGUUACUACAUGGCCAGCCGUAGAGCGCGAACACAGAGUCAGGUUGUCAAGAUGUCUGUGGCCUCAAUCAAACUACUGAUCUCUUUGGCGGAGGCCCACUGCAAGUUAUGUCUCAGAACGAGAGUACUGGAGGAAGAUGCUGUGAUUGCUGUGCUCCUCUGUGAAAACUCAGUCACUCUCAAGCAUGGGGCCUCUGCACUUGUUAUUCCACCAGAUGCAGCGUUUCCUUGUGACCUGGGAGAUGUGGGUGGUUUGCACAGGAGAGACGUGACCCUGGAUGAGCUCCACCAGACUAUCCUACGCUUCAUCUACACCUACGCACCGGGAGCAGACACAUACAUCACAGAGGAGUAA